CCCCUAUGUGGAGUAGGGCCCACCCUCUCCGCUUUUCAGUUUCCCAGGACGGCGCGGAGCGUCCGUUACUCGAACGUGCCUCAGCGGCGGAAAGAUGGCGGAGUCCGGCGGCGGCGGUGGUGCCAGUGGCGGCGGCUUCGGCGGGGGCCCGGGCCCCGAGCGCCCGAGCAGCAUGUCAGACAAGAACGGAGCCCUGAGGUGCACCUUCUCAGCACCUGGCCACAGUGCCAGCCUCCUGCAGGGCCAUGCUGCCCUCCGCGCCCAGGGCCAGCUCCUGGAUGUGGUGCUCACCGUCAACGGAGAGACCUUCCAUGCGCACAGAGUGGUCCUGGCUGCCUGCAGUGACUACUUCAGGGUCAUGUUCACUGGUGGCAUGAGAGAGGCGAGCCAGGACGUCAUUGAGCUGAAGGGUGUGUCAGCUCGCGGCCUGCGGCACGUUGUUGAUUUUGCCUACAGCAGUGAGGUGACCCUGGACCUGGACUGUGUGCAGGACGUGCUGGGUGCAGCGGUGUUCUUGCAGAUGCUGCCAGUGGUGGAGCUGUGUGAGGAAUUCCUCAAGGGUGCCAUGAGUGUGGAGACCUGUCUCAACAUCGGCCACAUGGCCACCACCUUCAGCCUGGCUUCACUCAAGGAGUCAGUGGACACCUUCACCUUCCGGCACUUCCUGCAAAUCGCUGAGGAGGAGGACUUCCUGCACCUGCCGCUGGAGCGUCUUGUUUUCUUCCUGCAGAGCAACCGGCUGCAGAGCUGUGCUGAAAUUGACCUGUUCCGGGCUGCGGUCCGCUGGCUACAGCAUGACCCGGCCCGGCGGCUACGAGCCAGCCACGUGCUGUGCCACAUCCGCUUCCCGCUCAUGCAGUCAUCGGACCUGGUAGACAGUGUGCAGACGCUGGACAUCAUGGUGGAGGACAUGCUGUGCCGCCAGUACCUGCUGGAGGCCUUCAACUACCAGGUGCUGCCCUUUCGACAGCAUGAGAUGCAGUCGUCACGCACGGUUGUGCGCUCGGAUGUGCCCUCCCUGGUGGCCUUCGGUGGCACACCCUACACUGACAGCGACCGCUUUGUCAGCAGCAAGGUGUACCAGCUGCCUGAGCCAGGUGCCCGCCAUUUCCGUGAGCUCACAGAGAUGGAGGUAGGCUGCAGCCACACAUGUGUGGCUGUGCUGGAUAACUUUGUGUACAUGGUGGGGGGCCAGCACCUGCAGUACCGUAGUGGCGAGGGCGCAGUGGAUGCCUGCUACCGCUACGACCCCCACCUGAAUCGCUGGCUGCGGCUGCAGGCCAUGCAGGAGAGCCGUAUCCAGUUCCAGCUGAAUGUGCUGUACGGCAUGGUGUAUGCCACUGGCGGCCGCAACCGGGCCGGCAGCCUGGCCUCAGUAGAGAGGUACUGCCCGCGGCGCAACAAGUGGGGCUACGUCCGCUCGCUGACGCGCCGCACCUGGGGCCACGCAGGGGCCUCAGCUGGGGGCUACCUCUACAUCUCAGGUGGCUACGGCAUCUCGGUGGAGGACAAGAAGGCACUGCAUUGCUACGACCCUGUAGCUGACCAGUGGGAGUUCAAGGCGCCCAUGAGCAAGCCCCGCGUGCUCCAUGCCAUGGUGAGCGCUGGUGGCCGCAUCUAUGCCCUCGGUGGCCGCAUGGACCACGUGGACCACUGCUUCGAUGUGCUUGCUGUGGAGUACUACGUGCCUGAGACGGACCAGUGGACCAGCGUGAGUCCCAUGCGGGCUGGCCAGUCGGAGGCUGGCUGCUGCCUGCUUGACAGGAAGAUCUACAUCGUCGGUGGCUACAACUGGCGCCUCAACAAUGUGACAAGCGUCGUGCAGGUGUACAACACCGAGACUGAUGAGUGGGAGCGUGACCUGCACUUCCCGGAGUCCUUCGCGGGCAUCGCCUGUGCCCCUGUCCUGCUGCCCGGAGCUGGGACCAGGAGGUAGCGCCUAGGUUUGGCUAGACCCGGCCACGUGGUUUGGCGAGUGCACCUCUGGGUUGAGAACUGUGGAAGUGUCCCUGCCCCCUGGGCUGGCCCAUUCCCCAGUCUGUCCCUUCCCAAAGCAUAUCCUUGUCCCUCGGCUGCCCACCAGGGAGCCUGCUAGCAAGGAGGCCGACCUGUGGCAGGGGCAGCAGCAAACGCUUGCCUGAAGAGGUUUCCUCACCUGCCCUUCAUCGUUGCUCUUGGGCAGGCAUGUCUCCUUUGGGGUGUCCCCUUGUGCUCUGCCCUGCUUCUCUCCCUUCCCCCAACCCAGCCCUUUCAGACAUUCAGGCACAAGCUCAUCAACGUGGGCCUCCAAUCCAUGGUUCACAGUGUGGCCUCCUCAAGUGUCUUGAGCUUGCAUGCUUUUUAAAAAAAAUUGCACCCCAAAUCUCUGUCAUGUCUGGGCCUCCAGAGCAGGAGUGGCGGCUCCAAAGAGCCUGGCUCUGGGUGACCGAGGAGGGCACAUUUCCAGCUCCCCAACAAGCCCAAGCUGCUGGAGCAGGCAGUGGCCUCACAGGAGGGUCCCGUCCUGUCCGCCUUCCUGUCCCCAGUCCCCGCACCAUCAGGGCACGUGCUUACCCACUUUCAGGAGGAAAAAACAAAGCCAGACCCCGAAGCUGGUCCCUCUGGGCACUGGGCCUUGCAUCUGGCCCUGGGUGUCUUGGGGGCCUUCCUGAGGUCUGCUCGAGGAUGUCCUCCUGUCCCUGUUUCCAUCGACAGGGGAAGGGAGGGGGUGCCUGCUCCAGAAACAUACAGUCUGUCCUCGGUCCACAGGUCAAGUGACUUUAUUUCUCUCCCUCUUUCCAACCUCCACUUCUCUUGGUCCCAAGUUGGGGUUGACACACCACCCAGCCUGUGCCCACCCAGUGCAGGAGGUCAGGCUGGUGGCGAGGCCUCUCCCUUCAGGGGCUUCGAGGCAUCUCCAGCCAUGUUUGUUUUGGUGUCUAAAUCUCUAAAACUUUUUUUUUUUCCUUUGGUGUGUGUCUGUUUUGCUUUUUCUCUAAGAGGCCAGCACCACUAUCUUAUAAAAGGGAUUUUGUACCUUGGGGGCAAUUUAAAGUGUCCCUUUUGCUGCUAAGGGACGAUUGAUGUUGUGUCUGUGUGACACCCUCGCUGUGUAAAGAAUUGACCUCUUAGCUUAGCAGAUGUUGUCUCCUAAUAUUUUUAUUUAUUUAAUAAAUCUGUUUUAUUAUUUAUUUAAUAAAAAUAUUAU
This is a messenger RNA of Manis pentadactyla (Chinese pangolin), 3187 nucleotides long. RefSeq names its product kelch like family member 26 (gene KLHL26). Bases 95 to 1936 code for a protein of 613 amino acids. The record is from RefSeq and is a predicted model, not a curated record. Lineage: Eukaryota; Metazoa; Chordata; Mammalia; Pholidota; Manidae. The transcript has 3 exons. Gene Ontology annotation, molecular function: protein binding.